ACGAUGAUAAAUAAUUGAUAAAGGAAGAUAUUUAAUCAAUCGGAAACUCAGUUCUGUCACAUUUGCUUCUGAAAGAAGAAGAAAUCAGAAUGAAAUAUUUGUGCAUUGUUGCCCUUCUCGCAGUCUCCCUAUACGAGGUAGCAGAGGGAUAUGCAUUUAAGCAUUGCAAAUCAUCAGAUGAUUGUUCUGCUAAGCAAUGUUGUGUUCGAUUAACUCCUGAUAUACCUUACAUAUCAUUCAAGUUGAACAAAUGCAAAGCUCUUCGUGGGGAAGGAAAAGUAUGCAAUCCCAAUGACGACGAUGAAGGCGUGUAUAUGUUCCAAUGCCCAUGCAAAGAAGGUUUACAAUGUGUUGAAGAAUCUAAAAAAUCUUCCUCAGAGGAUUCUUCUUCAUCUUCAUCCGAAGAGGUAGAAUAUAGAUGUCGUGUUCCUUCUACUGAAGCACCAGAAGAAAAAACCGAAGCACCUGUUGAAGAAACCGAAGCACCUGUUGAAGAAACCGAAGCACCUGCUGAAGAAACCGAAGCACCUGCUGAAGAAACAGAAGCACCUGCUGAGGAAACUGAAGCCCCUGAGACUGAAGGCGAAGGCGCAGAAGACAAACAUGAAGAAAAGCCAGAAGAUUCUGAUGCUUAAAACUCAACGCAAAUGAAUAAAGACAAAUUACAUGUAUUUAAUUUUUUAAUGUAAAAAGUUAGAAGAAUUUUUACAGUAGACAAUAAAAAGAACUUAUACUUUA
Messenger RNA from Centruroides sculpturatus (bark scorpion), 738 nucleotides. RefSeq lists its product as uncharacterized. Bases 90 to 635 code for a protein of 181 amino acids. Lineage: Eukaryota; Metazoa; Arthropoda; Arachnida; Scorpiones; Buthidae. The transcript is spliced from 4 exons. The record is from RefSeq and is a predicted model, not a curated record.